This is a messenger RNA of Elephantulus edwardii (Cape elephant shrew), 2670 nucleotides long. It is a transcript of the gene ACO1, whose product is annotated as aconitase 1, soluble. NCBI's taxonomy places the organism in Eukaryota, Metazoa, Chordata, Mammalia, Macroscelidea, Macroscelididae. The coding region runs from base 1 to 2670 and encodes 889 amino acids. The transcript has 20 exons. Gene Ontology annotation, biological process: tricarboxylic acid cycle; citrate metabolic process. The record is from RefSeq and is a predicted model, not a curated record. Gene Ontology annotation, cellular component: cytosol; mitochondrion. Gene Ontology annotation, molecular function: 4 iron, 4 sulfur cluster binding; 3 iron, 4 sulfur cluster binding; iron-responsive element binding.
AUGAACAACCCCUUCAAACACAUCGUGGAGCCAUUGGAUCCUGCACAGCCAGAAAAGAAGUUCUUCAACUUGAAUAAAUUAGAGGACUCAAGAUAUGGGCGCUUACCAUUUUCUAUCCGAGUUCUCCUGGAAGCGGCUGUUCGCAAUUGUGAUGAGUUUUUGGUGAAGAAAAAUGACGUUGAAAAUAUCCUAAAUUGGAACGUCACGCAGCAUAAAAACAUUGAAGUGCCGUUUAAGCCUGCCCGUGUCAUCCUACAGGACUUUACUGGUGUGCCAGCUGUGGUUGACUUUGCCGCCAUGCGAGAUGCUGUGAAAAAGUUAGGAGGAGAUCCAGAGAAAAUAAACCCUAUCUGUCCUGCUGAUCUUGUCAUUGACCAUUCCAUCCAGGUCGAUUUCAACCGAAGGGUAGACAGUCUGCAGAAGAAUCAAGACCUGGAAUUUGAAAGAAAUAGAGAACGAUUUGAAUUCUUAAAGUGGGGCUCCCAGGCUUUUCACAACAUGCGAAUCAUUCCCCCUGGCUCUGGAAUUAUCCACCAAGUGAAUUUGGAAUACUUGGCAAGAGUGGCAUUUGAUCAGGAUGGGUAUUAUUACCCAGACAGCCUCGUGGGCACGGACUCACACACCACCAUGAUUGAUGGCUUGGGCAUUCUCGGUUGGGGUGUGGGCGGUAUCGAAGCUGAAGCUGUCAUGCUGGGUCAGCCAAUCAGCAUGGUGCUUCCCCAGGUGAUUGGCUACAAGCUGAUGGGCAAGCCCCACCCCCUGGUAACAUCCACUGACAUCGUGCUCACCAUUACCAAGCAUCUCCGUCAGGUCGGGGUAGUGGGAAAAUUCGUCGAGUUCUUUGGACCAGGGGUCUCACAGUUGUCCAUUGCUGACCGAGCUACAAUCGCCAACAUGUGUCCAGAGUACGGAGCAACUGCUGCCUUUUUCCCAGUUGAUGAAGUCAGUAUCAAGUACCUGACGCAGACAGGUCGAGAUGAAACAAAAAUCAAGCUUAUCAAAAAGUACCUUCAGGCUGUAGGCAUGUUCCGAGACUUCAGCGACACCUCUCAAGACCCGGACUUCGCCCAGGUUGUUGAAUUGGAUUUGAAAACAGUAGUACCUUGCUGCAGUGGGCCCAAAAGGCCCCAGGACAAAGUCGCCGUGUCGGACAUGAAAAAGGACUUUGAGAGCUGCCUCGGAGCCAAGCAAGGGUUUAAAGGAUUUCAGAUACCUCCAGACCAUCAUAAUGACCAAAAGAAGUUUAUGUAUAAUAACAGCGAAUUCAUACUUGCUCAUGGUUCUGUGGUCAUUGCCGCCAUUACAAGCUGCACAAACACCAGCAACCCCUCUGUGAUGUUAGGAGCAGGAUUGUUAGCAAAGAAAGCUGUGGAGGCAGGCCUGAACGUGAAGCCUUACGUCAAAACCAGCCUGUCCCCUGGAAGUGGUGUGGUAACCUACUAUCUGCGAGAAAGUGGAGUCAUGCCUUAUCUGUCUCAGCUUGGGUUUGAUGUGGUGGGCUAUGGCUGCAUGACCUGCAUUGGCAACAGUGGGCCUUUACCUGAAGCCGUAGUAGAAGCCAUCACACAGGGAGAUCUUGUGGCUGUUGGGGUGCUGUCAGGAAACAGGAAUUUUGAAGGCCGAGUCCAUCCCAACACUCGGGCCAACUACUUGGCCUCACCACCUUUAGUCAUAGCAUAUGCAAUUGCUGGGACCAUCAGGAUCGACUUUGAGAAAGAGCCAUUGGGGGUAAAUGCAAAGGGACAAGAAGUAUUUCUGAAAGACAUCUGGCCAACCAGGGAUGAGAUCCAGGCCGUGGAGCAACAGUAUGUCAUCCCUGGCAUGUUUAAGGAGGUGUAUCAGAAAAUAGAGACCGUAAAUGAAAGCUGGAAUGCCUUAGCAGCCCCAUCAGAUAAGCUGUAUUCCUGGAAUCCCAAAUCUACAUAUAUUAAAUCUCCACCAUUCUUUGAGAAUCUGACUCUGGAUCUUCAGCCCCCUAAGUCCAUCAUAGAUGCCUACGUGCUAUUAAAUUUGGGAGAUUCCGUAACCACGGACCAUAUCUCUCCAGCUGGAAACAUCGCAAGAAACAGCCCUGCUGCUCGCUACUUAACUAACAGAGGCUUGACUCCACGAGAGUUCAACUCCUACGGUUCUCGCCGAGGUAAUGACGCCAUCAUGGCAAGAGGCACAUUUGCCAACAUACGCUUGCUAAACAAAUUUUUGAACAAACAAGCACCGCAGACUAUACAUCUACCUUCUGGAGAAGUUCUUGAUGUGUUCGAUGCGGCUGAGCGAUACCAGCAAGCUGGCCUCCCCCUCAUCAUUCUCGCUGGCAAAGAGUACGGCUCCGGAAGCUCCCGAGACUGGGCAGCCAAGGGCCCUUUCCUCCUGGGAAUCAAAGCCGUCCUGGCUGAGAGUUAUGAGCGCAUUCACCGCAGUAACCUCGUUGGAAUGGGUGUGAUCCCCCUGGAAUACCUGCCUGGGGAGAAUGCCAGCACCCUGGGACUCACGGGGCACGAGCGCUACACUGUCAUCAUUCCAGAAAACCUCAAACCGCGAAUGAAGGUCGAUGUCAAGCUGGACACGGGGAGGACCUUCCAGGCCAUCAUGAGAUUUGACACCGACGUGGAGCUCACCUACUUCCACAAUGGCGGCAUCCUCAACUACAUGAUCCGCAAGAUGGCCAAGUAG